Messenger RNA from Chrysochloris asiatica (Cape golden mole), 954 nucleotides. Its product is annotated as G-protein coupled receptor 35-like. The record is from RefSeq and is a predicted model, not a curated record. Lineage: Eukaryota; Metazoa; Chordata; Mammalia; Afrosoricida; Chrysochloridae. Gene Ontology annotation, biological process: positive regulation of Rho protein signal transduction; phospholipase C-activating G protein-coupled receptor signaling pathway. The coding region runs from base 1 to 954 and encodes 317 amino acids. The transcript is spliced from 2 exons. Gene Ontology annotation, cellular component: membrane. Gene Ontology annotation, molecular function: G protein-coupled receptor activity.
AUGGGUGUCCUGGAACACAGGUCCCUGUGCUUGGGGGCUAGCAUCAUGAACAAAUCCUGCAACUCUACUUUGCCAGACUUGUUCUCCCACAUGACCUGGGCCUACACGAUCACACUGGUGCUACUGGGUCUGGUUCUCAACUGCCUGGCGCUCUGUGUUCUGUGCUGCCGCCUACCCCAGUGGACGGAGACCAGAGUCUACAUGGUCAACCUGGCGGUCGCUGACCUAUGCCUAGUCUGCGCGCUCCCCUUUUUCCUGCACACCCUGAAGAUGGAGAAGCAGGGCACACUGUUCUGCUACCUCUCUCAGGGCAUCUACCUGGUCAACAGAUACAUGAGCAUCAGCUUGAUCAUGGCCAUCGCUGUUGACCGUUACCUGGCCGUGUGUUACCCGCUGCGUUCCCGCGGGCUCCGCUCGCCUCGUCAGGCUGUGGCUGUGUGUGCGCUGCUCUGGGUGCUGGUGGUCAGCUCUCAGGGGGUUCGCUGGCUCCUGGACAUGCACGAGGGUGGCUUCUGCUUUUCCAGGCAGUCCCCAAAGUUCAACAGCAUCCUGGUCUCGCUGAUGAGCUUCUACGUACCGCUGGCUGUGCUGGUCUUCUGUUCCCUCCAGGUGGUGACCAGCCUGGCCCGGAGGCCUGCGGCUGACUUGACCCAGGCAGAGGCCACCAGGAAGGCCUCCCGCAUGAUCUGGGCGAACCUGGCUGUGUUCGUGGCCUGCUUCCUGCCUCUGCACCUGGUUCUCACGGUGUUCUCCGCCAUGGCCCCGGACAACUGCGACUUGCGGCGGACGUUCAGCAUCUUACUCUACUUCACCUCCAAACUCUCAGAUGCCAACUGCUGCCUGGACACCAUCAGCUACUACCUCAUGGCCAAGGAGUUCCAGGAGGCGAGCGUGAGGGUCUCUGGGGCCAAGGUCCACAAGAGCCAGGACUCCCUGAGCAUAAUUCUCACCUAG